This is a messenger RNA of Lactuca virosa, 1189 nucleotides long. Lineage: Eukaryota; Viridiplantae; Streptophyta; Magnoliopsida; Asterales; Asteraceae. The record is from the annotation of a GenBank genome assembly.
GACCGUACAAAUCUGUCCAAAACCUGUUGAUUGAUCUGAAGCUCCUCCAUUUUUCUUUUCCCCAAGGUUUCAUGGUUGACUGACCUCUCAAGUAUCAUGAAGUUCUGUUUCAAUCAAACGACUCGUGUCUUCUAAUCGAUACAAAGUAUGGCUGAAACCACCGCAACAGCCACCGUCACCAACAAUAGAACCGCCAUCGCCACCGGCACCGGCACCAGUUACACUGUUCCUAAGCUCGAACCAUCACCCUCCGCCUCCAUGGCUACAACUAUUGAGGAUGUAGACGAAGAUAUGUUUCUAUCAAAGUCCGAGUUAUUAGCUCGUGAAGAAGUACUUAAACGACGAUCUCGAAAACUGAAGCAGAUAGCUAGGGUUUACAAGGAUCAUUACUGGUGUAUGAUGGAAGAACUGAAAUUGAAGUACAGAGAAUAUUAUUGGGAGUAUGGGAAGAGUCCGUAUCAGGAUGAUGGAUCAGUAACUGAAAUCGAUGCGGAAAAGAAUGGCGAUGAUGAGUUAGGGUUAGAGCUCAGUAGCGAUUUAAGUCGGUGUGCUGUUCAUGGAUGUAAAUCAAAAGCCAUGGCGCUAACCAAGUUUUGUCAUGCUCAUAUAUUGUCCGAUUCUAAACAGAAACUCUACAUGGGUUGCAAUUACGUGAUCAAAAGCUCACAAGCAGGACCUAUACUUUGUGGGAGACCAAUUCUUAAAUCCACAGUUCCUUCUCUAUGUGCAACUCAUUUCCAAAAGGCAGAAAAACAUGUUGCAAGGGCUUUAAAGAAAGCAGGGCUAAAUGUAACCUCUACUAGUAAAGUUGCUCCAAAAUUUCAUGUUAUUAUUGCAGAAUAUGUUCGUCUAAUUCAAACUCUGAAUUGGAUCUUUGUGUUGCUAGAUCAAACUUUGUGCAUUGAAGGACAAGGUAGAACAUCAACAUACAUUCAAAUUGAUCUGUUUGUGCAUUAACAAUUAUCUAUCUUCUUAAGAUGAUGCUGCUGAUGCAGCAAGAGUUUUGUGGUUUACUUUAUGAUGCUAUACACCCAAAACUACAUCAUUAGUGUUUUGUAUUUUGUAAUUGUGGUCUAGAGUUUCAAUGUUUGUGUAUGUUGUUUAAAUAUAUAUUGUUGCAAAAUGUUUUUCUUUGAAAGUAUCCCGAGUCUGCCAAUUUAAAUUUGAGCUUAUAAUCGUGUUUAGAAGC